This is a messenger RNA of Setaria italica (foxtail millet), 3153 nucleotides long. Its product is annotated as homeobox-leucine zipper protein ROC4. NCBI's taxonomy places the organism in Eukaryota, Viridiplantae, Streptophyta, Magnoliopsida, Poales, Poaceae. Gene Ontology annotation, biological process: regulation of DNA-templated transcription. The record is from RefSeq and is a predicted model, not a curated record. Gene Ontology annotation, molecular function: DNA binding; DNA-binding transcription factor activity, RNA polymerase II-specific; lipid binding. The transcript has 9 exons. The coding region runs from base 288 to 2669 and encodes 793 amino acids.
GACAGGAGGAGAGGAGAGAGAAGGAACUGGAAGUCUUUUGCCGGCCCAGUGCUGCGACCUGUGCGCGAUGUGUGUGCGGGGAGACUAGAGGGGCGGAUCCAGGCACGGCAAGGUAGAUCUUUUCGGGAGUAGAAAAGGGGAAGGCUGCCAGGGACCGAGGGAAGCACUGCUCCUGCUGCUGCUCCUCCUGACCUUCCUGCUUCUCGCCUGGCUCCCGCUUCUCCUCCCGUGCCCCGACGCCAGAGGGGAAGGAAGGAAAGGGCGACGACGAGGUGGAGCCGGAGGGCAUGAGCUUCGGCGAUCUCCUCGGCGGUGCCGGGGACGCGGCCGGCGCGCCGUACCCCCCGUACGGCGUCUUCGCGUCGUCGCCGGCCCUCCCCCUCGCCGUGGCCGACGCCGGGCGCCGCCGCGGCGGGAGCGGCGAGCGGGCGGGUUCGGUGGCCCACGGCGGCGGGAACGCGAAGGACGCGCCGGAGGCGGACGACGGCAGCCGGUCGCCAAUCGGCGACCACAUCGACGUCGUCUUGGUUUGCGGCGGCGGCGAGGACGACGACGAGGACGGCGAGGCCGCGAACCCGCGCAAGCGCAAGAAGCGGUACCACCGCCACACGCCGCAGCAGAUCCACCAACUCGAAGCGGUGUUCAAGGAGUGCCCCCACCCGGACGAGAAGCAGCGCGCCGAGCUGAGCAAGCGCCUGGGCCUGGAGCCACGGCAGGUCAAGUUCUGGUUCCAGAACCGCCGCACGCAGAUGAAGAACCAAAUGGAGAGGCACGAGAACGCGCUGCUGAAGCAGGAGAAUGACAAGCUGCGCGCCGAGAACCUGUCCAUCCGGGGGGCCAUGAGGGACACGGUGUGCGGUGGCUGUGGCGGCCCAGCUUUGCUCGGGGACAUGUCACUGGAGGAGCACCACCUGCGCCUCGAGAACGCGAGGCUCAGGGACGAGCUCACCCGAGUCUGCGCCCUCACGGCCAAGUUCAUCGGCAAGCCCAUUUCUACCAUGGCGCUGGCGCCCGUGCAGCAGCUUCAUCCCAUGCCAGGCUCGUCACUGGACCUUGCAGUCACUUGUGUUGGGUCUGUGCCACCAAGCACAAUGCCUGUCUCGACGAUCUCCGAGCUUGCUGGCAGCGUGUCCAGCCAAAUGGGCACGGUGAUCACGCCCAUGGCGACCGCACCAUCAGCGAUGACUAGUAUUGACAAGUCCAUGUUCGUUCAGCUAGCGAUGAGGGCCAUGGAUGAGCUUGUCAAGAUGGCGCAGAUGAAUGAGCCCCUGUGGGUUCCAAGUGUUUCCUCACCUGGCUCACCAACCAUGGAGACGCUGAACUGGAAAGAGUACUCGAAGACAUUCUCGCCAUGCGUUGGGCUGAAGCCUAUUGGGUUUGUGUCUGAGGCCUCGAGGGAGUCUGGCAUUGUCGCCAUUGACAGCGCUGCUCUUGUGGAGUUCUUCAUGGAUGAGGUACGGUGGUCCGACAUGUUCUCUUGCAUUGUUGCCAAGGCAUCGACUAUUGAGGAAAUCUCAGCUGGGGCUGUGGGAAGCAGAGAUGGUGCAUUGCUGCUUAUGCAGGCAGAGCUACAAGUGCUUUCACCUCUUGUCCCUAGAAGGGAGGUGACAUUUCUUAGGUUCUGCAAUCAGCUUGCUGAGGGUGUGUGGGCUGUAGUGGAUGUUUCCAUUGAUGGACUGGAGAGGGAUCAGUGCCUAGUUACAAACAUGAAUUGCCGCAGGCUGCCUUCAGGUUGUGUGGUGCAAGAGAUCCCCAAUGGCUGCAAGGUCACAUGGGUUGAGCAUACAGAAUACCAUGAGGCAUCCGUGCACCAGCUCUACCAGCCUCUUCUGUGCUCUGGCCUCGCCUUUGGUGCAGGGCGGUGGCUUGCAACACUGCAACGCCAGUGCGAGUGCUUGGCUAUCCUGAUGUCAUCAGUUGCAGUGCCAGAGCAUGACUCAUCAGCGGUUCCGCUGGAAGGGAAACGGAGCUUGUUGAAGUUGGCACAUAGGAUGAUGGAGAACUUCGGUGCAGGGGUGAGUGGAUCAUCUGCAGAAUGGAGCAAACUGGAUGGCUUAACAGGCAGCAUGCGGAAAGAUGUUCGUGUCAUGGUACGAAAUAGUGUGGAUGAACCUGGUGUGCCACCAGGUGUGGUGCUCAGUGCCGCCACAGCAGUCUGGAUGCCUGUGACACCUGAGCGGCUCUUCAACUUCCUUCGCAACGAGGGGCUGCGUGCUGAAUGGGACAUCCUCAGUAACGGCGGCCCUAUGCAGCAGAUUGUACGCAUUGCCAAGGGGCAACUGGAUGGCAACUCUGUAACUCUACUGAGAGCUGAUCAUACAAACACGCACCUGAACAGCAUCUUGAUUCUUCAAGAGACGUGCACCGACAAAUCUGGUGCGAUGGUUGUCUAUGCCCCAGUGGACUUCCCGGCAAUGCAGCUUGUGAUGGGUGGAGGGGACUCGACUAAUGUGGCACUCUUGCCAUCAGGUUUCGCCAUUCUGCCUGGCAGGUCUUGCACUGGUGGAGUUGGGCACAAGACAAGCGGAGCGCUGCUCACCGUUGCAUUCCAGAUCCUUGUCAACAGCCAGCCGACCGCAAAGCUCACCAUGGAGUCAGUAGACACUGUUUACAGCCUCAUCUCCUGUACCAUCGAGAAGAUCAAGGCAGCGCUUCACUGCGAGGUCUGAACUUGGGAGCAGGAGACUUUUGGCCUGGAGGGAGCAUCUGGUGACCAGCCUGAGUCAAGAACGAACCGCGCGAAACAUCAUUGACCUUUGCUAGGUGGUACGGAUCGACGGGGCGAUCCGCAGCACAGAGCAAUGGUGGUGGUUCGGGUAUUGACUCGGCCUCUCCCUGCCGCUGUUCUCAGUGGUGGCAGUGGAAGCAUUUUGCGUUUUGGAAACUUCAGUAGGACAGUAUCAGAGUUGGUUCUAGGGAGUCUGGAGUCAUCUAUGUUUUUUGUUGGCUGGCUCAUGGUUUUUGGUAUCAAGUUGGUUUUUGUUACGGUAGAUGUCAGAGCCCCCGCUUUAUGUUUCUGCUAGUUAUAGUCUGAUAGUCGCGAGCUCAGUCAAUGUCUGACAAAUGCAGCAUUGUAUGGUUGAGACUCGGAUCACUAUUUAUAUGGAAAUAGUAGUUAAAGAAACAGUGGUUUAUGGACGUGUUUGAAACAAA